AGCUGCCGCUGGUGCCGGGUGUCCCCCCGGGCGGUGAUGUGGGUCAGAUCCUGCUGCUCAAGUACUGGGUCAGGAUCCUCAAGGCGGACCUAGAGGUGCGGCUGGGUGCUGCUGCCGCCAGCGGCUUCUCCCCCGACUGGCAGGGGCAGCUGGACAACAGCCUGCUGGUGCGCAUCAUGCAGACCAUCUCCUCCUGGUCUGAGGGCACCCACUCCAAACCCGCUCUGUUGCGGUUGAUGGCGGCAACCGCUGUGUACGGCAGCAUGGCAGUGACCCGGCGGGGUAGCGGGAGGGGCGGGGGGGAGGACGGCAACCCGCAGCAGCAGCACCAGC
Molecule: messenger RNA, 333 nt
Organism: Astrephomene gubernaculifera
Lineage: Eukaryota; Viridiplantae; Chlorophyta; Chlorophyceae; Chlamydomonadales; Astrephomenaceae
Source: the annotation of a GenBank genome assembly